Cyprinodon variegatus (sheepshead minnow) is the source of this 1471-nucleotide messenger RNA. RefSeq names its product DNA helicase MCM8-like. The transcript is spliced from 10 exons. Gene Ontology annotation, cellular component: MCM complex; nucleus. The annotation marks the transcript as partial. Gene Ontology annotation, molecular function: single-stranded DNA helicase activity; ATP binding; single-stranded DNA binding. The record is from RefSeq and is a predicted model, not a curated record. Lineage: Eukaryota; Metazoa; Chordata; Actinopteri; Cyprinodontiformes; Cyprinodontidae. Gene Ontology annotation, biological process: double-strand break repair via homologous recombination.
AGAGGAGGAGGAGGUGGGAGUGGGAGGAGACCGUGGAGAGGUGGUUCAGCAACAGCAGGAGGAUCAGGGAGCCCAGCUGUCAGCUCCCAGAGAGCUCCCAUCCAGACCACUCUAGAUGAGCUGUGUCCUUACAAAGGCUGGGCUCUGUACUUUACACAAGGUUUCAUAGAGAGCUCCCCCAGUGUGGAGAAGAUCAAAGUGUUUGAGAAAUACUUCACUUCUCGGAUCCACCUGUAUGAUAAGGAUGAGAUUGAGCGUCAGGGCAGCGUGCUGGUGGAUUACGCAGAUUUAAUUGGGGACCAACGUGUGCGUGAAGCGCUCUCUGAUAUCGUGGCUGACCUGCAGGAGCAGCCAGAGGUCAUGCUGAACUGUCUGGGAGUGGCCAUUCAUCAGGUGUUGACCGCAGAUUUGGAAAAACAAGCUGCUGAGCUCCAAGACGAUGAGCUUCCCGUCACCGCACCCAUCAUCAAUAUUCCUCAUAUCAGCGUAAGGUUGUAUAACUACGAGCCGCUCACUCCUCUGCGGACUCUGCGAGCCAGCGUGUUCGGCCGGCUGGUGUGUGUGAGAGGAACCGUAGUCCGAGUGAGCAGCAUCAGACCUCAGUGCACCAGGAUGGCGUUCAAGUGCCAGAUCUGUGGCGGCACUCUGACCAUACCACUGCAGCACGGGAAAUAUGCGACACCCAGCAAAUGUUCCCAGCCUGGAUGUCGAGCUCGUACCUUCAUCCCCCUUCGCAGUUCUCCCUUUACAAAAACAGUAGACUGGCAAAUCAUCAAGGUGCAGGAGUUGGUGGGCGGCGAGCAGAGGGAGACUGGACGAAUCCCUCGCACUGUGGAGUGCCACCUGACCUCUGACCUCUGCGACAGCUGCGUCCCUGGAGACACUGUCACUGUCACAGGGAUAGUCAGAGUUAUUAACGACGGUACUACCAGGGGAAAUAAAGACCAGUGCAUGUUUCUCCUCUACAUUGAGGCUAUUUCAGUCAGUAACAGCAAAGGUAAGCUUUCCAAAUCAGGAGGCGAGGAGUCUGGAGGUUCCAGGGAAGAUCGAACAGGAGGAGAGGAGUUCAGUCUGAAGGAGCUCUAUGCCAUCCAGGAGAUCCAGUCCCAGCCAAACUUGUUAAGGCUCAUCGUACAGUAAGUUAAAUGCUGUGAUCAAAAACAAGUAUCAACGUGCCCACGGCGCACAUUGGAAGAUUUGUAACUACGCGGACAGAUUUGCAUGGAAAAACAUGGCGGGCAAGCAGCAGCUCCCGCUAACGGGGGUAAACAUAUAGACCAGAGGUCACGGACUAAUGGACCGCGGUCCGAAUCCGGACCCACCUUCUGGUUAAUCUGGACCCAACCACAUUUGAAACAUUUAUAAAUUACUGCAUGUUGUCCGACGACGGUGUCUAACCCCGAAAUCCUACAUCCUCCAUCUUUGCUCCGCCCCACUGCGCUCCAGACCUCCUGUGCAAAGCAGCGCCUAU